Molecule: messenger RNA, 2016 nt
Organism: Clonostachys rhizophaga
Lineage: Eukaryota; Fungi; Ascomycota; Sordariomycetes; Hypocreales; Bionectriaceae
Source: the annotation of a GenBank genome assembly
AUGAUGAUCGUUAUGGAUCGCCUAUCCGACAAGCCCGACUUCCACCGCAAGGUCUUUGACGAUGCGAUUGUCGCCAAGUGGAUUGACGAAGCGCUCGCGAUACCGGACAACUCCCUUUGGGAUGAAAUCGUUCUGGGCAACGAUGGCCCAGAUGGCCAGCGGGUCAAGAGACUCAAGAACAUCUUGGACAAAGACUGUCUCGAAUACGUGAGUGAAGACCGCCAGCCCUCCUACUUCGUUUCUUGCUCGCUCACAUCUCGAUAGUGUAUCCAAGAAUUACGUGCCAAAGCCAAGUACUUCGAGAAGACGGGGCUGGUCCCAACCUUGGACGCGUCUGCAGCAGUCUGCAAAUCUGACACGCUGAUUGAUGCAGCGCUUCGAGACGAGUUGCGGGCCGCGUUUGUGAAGCUCCAGGCGGAGCAAAAGUCUGCUCCAGACUGGCAUCCCCGCACGGACGACAAGGUGCAGGAUCUGGUUCAUCCUUCGCUUUACCCACUCGUGUACGGAACUACGCGAGUGUUCGCCGACGAGGUUGUGGGUGUGGAUGAUGCGAUCGACAAAUGGGCGGGGAAAGGCAAUAUCAUUCCGGCCCUAGAAAGGUUACUAUUGGGUUUGGCGGGUACGGGGGCUUUCGUGUUGACCCUUCGUGCUGGUCUCCCAAGUAUCAGUGGCUUCCUGCCAAUGUCAAGUUCCAGCCGGAUGGGAGCGUGAAGUUUACCAGCUACAUCAACAAUCUUCACCCGCUCAAGCACAGAGAGAUUUACCGCACGAUUGAGAAGCUCCUUGAAAAGUCCAUCCCCGCUUGGGAUACCUGUGUUGCCGCCCGUGGUUGGAGAGGCGUCAGUGGGAGGUCUUCCCGAUUCCCAUUUCCGGAUGACCCUGAGUAAGUUCAAAGUCGAGAAAGGCCAGGACGAGGAGAACCAGUUAACAGCUAACGACGGCAAUCACCAGUGAUGACAAUGAAGAUAACUGGGUACCGAAGCUCGAUGAGGUAGAAACGCCAAGGCAUUCGAGAGCACCAUCAGAAGCCGAGGUAUCAGGCGAUGAAAGGGAUGCUGAGGAGGAAUUCGACGAAGAGGAUGAUCAUGAAGACUGGGAUUCUGAGUCUGGAGACCCCUACUGUGGAACCCGCAAGGAGAUCAAAUGGCAAAUGAUUCGGGAGCCGGUAAGUUUGAAGCUUGGAAAUAUGGACCCAGCCAGGGCGCGUCUCUCAGGGAAAGAUUUGAUGGGCUUCAGAUCAUUGUAAAAAUGGCUUCCAUCGAGUUAACCCCUGAGAAACCCGAGUUUCCCGUCGGUGGCUGGCAUGUGGAGGGCCAAAUGAACGAGCACAUUGUUGGCACAGCGCUCUAUUACUUGGACUCGGAGAAUAUCACACCGAGUCAUCUACAGUUUCGGAUGCAUACAACGCGCGACAUCAACAGUAAAUUCCGCGUUGGUCAGGAUAACUACAAAUGGAUGGAACGUGUCUAUGGUACUCGACUCGGGGUGGGCCAGGAUGCGCCAUGCCUUCAGAACUACGGGAGCGUGGACACAAAGGAAGGCAGACUGCUCGCUUUCCCCAACGUCUUCCACCAUAGGGUCUCCCCCUUUGAGCUUAAAGACAAGACAAAGCCGGGCCAUCGUCGAUUCAUCGCCUUGUGGCUCGUAGACCCAUUGACUCGCAUCAUCAGUACAGCCAAUGUCCCCCCGCAGCAACAGGAUUGGUGGAUGGAUCGAGCAUUCAUGAACCUGAAAACAGCAGAGGCUAACAAGGUCGCUGCACCCAUUGCCCAAACGAUUCUAGACAAAGCUCCUUCGGCCGAUAAUUCCGGUCUCAAGGCAGCUGCGGAGGGAGGCACACAUGGCAUGCCCGUAGAGCUGAUGAGUAUGCUCGCAGAUGAGUUCGACGAUGCACUUCCAAUGAGCCUUGAGGAAGCGAAAGAGCAUCGGUUGAAGUUGAUCCAUAUCAGAACUGCUUUCCAAGGAGACGCAGAGAGUCAAUGGGAAGAACAAACCUACAACUUUUGCGAACACUAA